Messenger RNA from Microcebus murinus (gray mouse lemur), 3412 nucleotides. It is a transcript of the gene KCNG4, whose product is annotated as potassium voltage-gated channel modifier subfamily G member 4. Gene Ontology annotation, molecular function: delayed rectifier potassium channel activity. The record is from RefSeq and is a predicted model, not a curated record. Gene Ontology annotation, biological process: protein homooligomerization; potassium ion transmembrane transport; action potential. NCBI's taxonomy places the organism in Eukaryota, Metazoa, Chordata, Mammalia, Primates, Cheirogaleidae. Gene Ontology annotation, cellular component: voltage-gated potassium channel complex; membrane.
UAUUUGUAUAUAUUCAUGGGGUACAAGCGCAGUUUUGCUGCGUUGAGUAUUACUGCAUUGUGGUGGAGCCAGGGAGAGCUGGCGCUCCUCAGCGCUCUUUUUACCACCUGUACCUUGCAAAGUUGGUGUGAGUCUUGUCAUUUGAUGGAAUGAUCCUGAGAUCAGAGAGGUCAAGCCACAUGCCCAAGACCAGACAGCUGUGACUUGCCUGCCUCGGCACCGAAUUACUCAAGUCCCAAUCCAUGCCGUGCUCGUUUCAGAGAGAUUUUUCUGAGAUAUAAGUACAUGCUCCACGGGGGAAGGGCUGUGUUCACUGAUGUAUCCCUGGCACAUAGUAGGUGGCCAGUAAAUACGUGUCAAAUGAACGGGCUACAAGAAUGAAUGAUGCAGGCGCGGUUGCAGGAAAGCACAUGUCAGAACGUCUAGUUAGUGAGAUCUGGGACUCUGCCCUGAGCCUGAUUUCCCCCCUGUUUUCUUGCCCUUUUCCCUUUGGGUGUCAGACAGGUAAACCCACUGCUCCGCGGCAGGGACGCCUUCCGGGAUGCCCACGCCUUCCAGAGCCGGGGGCCUGCGCCCCAGGCCCCCUCGCCGUGGCUCCUGCAGCCCUCUGGGUCGGCUCCUGCCGGGCCCCGUGGAGACGCCGCCCGUCAAGGGCCUUUACUACCGCAGGGUGCGGAAGGCGGGCGCCCUGGACGCCUCCCCGGCGGACCUGAGGAAGGAGAUCCUGGUCAACGUGGGGGGCAGGAGGUACCUCCUUCCCUGGAGCACGCUGGACGAGUUCCCGCUGAGCCGCCUGAGCAAGCUCAGGCUCUGCCGCAGCCACGAGGAGAUCACGCAGCUCUGCGACGACUACGACGAGGACAGCCGGGAGUUCUUCUUCGACAGGAGCCCCAGCGCCUUCGGGGCGAUCGUGAGCUUCCUGGCGGCCGGGAAGCUGGUGCUGCUGCGGGAGAUGUGCGCGCUGUCCUUCCGGGAGGAGCUGGCCUACUGGGGCGUCGAGGAGGCCCGCCUGGAGAGGUGCUGCCUGCGCACGCUGCUGCAGAGGCGGGAGGAGCUGGCCGAGCUGCGCAGGCAGGAGGCGGCGCUGCAGCGGCGCGGGGAGGCCCGCGUGCCCGCCGCGCACGGCUCGCGCUGGGGCCUCUGCAUGCACCGGCUGCGCGACAUGGUGGAGAACCCGCAGUCCGGGCUGCCCGGGAAGGUCUUCGCCUGCCUCUCCAUCCUCUUCGUGGCCACCACGGCCGUCAGCCUGUGCGUCAGCACCAUGCCCGAUCUCAGGGCCGAGGAGGACAAGGGCGAAUGCUCUCGAAAGUGCUACUACAUUUUCGUGGUGGAGACCAUCUGCGUGGCCUGGUUUUCCCUGGAGUUCUGCCUGAGGUUCGUCCAGGCCCAGAACAAGUGCCAGUUCUUCCAGGGGCCCCUGAACAUCAUCGACAUCCUGGCCAUCUCCCCGUACUACGUGUCGCUCGCGGUGUCCGAGGAGCCCCCCGGGGACGGCGAGCGGCCGAGCGGCAGCUCCUACCUGGAGAAGGUGGGGCUGGUGCUGCGCGUGCUGCGGGCGCUGCGCAUCCUCUACGUCAUGCGCCUGGCGCGCCACUCGCUGGGGCUGCAGACGCUGGGGCUCACCGUGCGCCGCUGCACGCGCGAGUUCGGCCUCCUCCUCCUCUUCCUGGCCGUGGCCGUCACCCUCUUCUCCCCUUUGGUCUACGUGGCCGAGAACGAGUCCGGGCGGGUCCUGGAGUUCACCAGCAUCCCCGCCUCCUACUGGUGGGCCAUCAUCUCCAUGACCACAGUGGGCUACGGGGACAUGGUCCCGCGCAGCGUGCCAGGCCAGAUGGUGGCCCUCAGCAGCAUCCUGAGCGGGAUCCUCAUCAUGGCCUUCCCGGCCACGUCCAUCUUCCACACCUUCUCCCACUCCUACCUGGAGCUCAAGAAGGAGCAGGAGCAGCUCCAGGCCCGCCUCAGGCGCCUCCAAAGCACCCCCGUGCCCAGUGACCUCGAACUCCUGGACGCCAGCGUGGCCAGCGACCGUGAACUCUUGGAUGCCAGCGUGGCCAGCGACCGUGAACUCCUGGACGCCAGCGUGGCCAGCGACCGUGAACUCCUGGACGCCAGCGUGGCCAGCGACCGUGAACUCCUGGACGCCAGCGUGGCCAGCGACCGUGAACUCCUGGACGCCAGCGAGGCCGUUGGGCACAAACUCACGGAUGACGUCGACGACCGGAUCCCAGGGAGCUGCGCCUCGCCCGUGGUGCACGUGUAACUCAAAACCCCUUGAGAACACAUACGGUGACCUCAGCCCGCCACUGUGGCUGAAACACACCCGGGACCGGCCAGUGGAGACCAGCCGGUGGUACAUUUCUAGCGCCCAGGGGGGACUCCCCAAGCUAGGAGGCACGAGGCCAAGAUGCUCAGUCCUGGUGAUCCCGGGCCCUGUGGGGCCUCUUCCUUUCUCCCUGUCCAUCCUGAGCACACCCAGUCCUGCAGGAUUAGGGCAGUCUCCCUCCUUCCUCUUUUCCUUCCCAGCAGAGUCUUUGACAUCCCAAGCUGGGCUCCAGAUGCCUGCAGAACGCUGGUCACCGUCAACAUUUGAGGAUGGAGCGGACAGAAUCCCACUAUUCCCCUAAGACCCUCGCUCCUGGGCCACAGCACCGCCAGAAGUCAGAGAGUCUGGUCACCACAAACCCUUCCGAUCAGAUCUCCCCACCCAGCCCUUCCCCAGGCUCCGCAGGGAUGGAUAAGUUCUCUCUCUGCCCCCCACUACCAGCGGGACUUCCCCCCGCGCAGCUGCCUCCCCGCCAGCUCCGGAAGCUCACAGCCAAGAAGGCAGCGCUCGCCUUUCUGCAGUGAACCCCACGUUGGAGGCGGUGGCUGCAAGCCUGCCACCGCCCCGCCCCAUACACCUGGCACCUGGGUCCUGGCCAGAAGCCCCGUGCGCAGGCUGGGCAGGCUCUCCGGCCGGCCGGACUCCUGGGGGGAUGUCCCCCAAUGACCCAGUCGUUAGGCUUGGCAGAGGCGAACUCUUUCAGGGCUCUGCAUUGUCCCUUGAGAUAACUGCUCCUGCCUCUGGCUCCUCCCGCACUGCCGGGGACCUUGGCUUUUGAUCCUCAGUUAGGCCACCAAGGGUUCCACACAGCUUCACUGCAGAAACAAGGGCAGCCGUCGUCGGGUCUGCCCCUCGCCGGCUCCCCAGACCAGGCCCCCUAACGCCAGAAGGUAGACACUCUUAGCUUACAGUUAAAUGUAUUUGUUUACUCGUGUGUUCAUUUGCUAACAGAGUCAGCCCUUUGCCGCCACGGGCAGAUGCAGAGUGAAUCACCUGCGAUAAAGCAGCGCAUCCUGAGCGUAGCCAGGGAAGAGCAAGGAGCGCCAAGCGCGUGGCUCCCAGAGGCCUGGCGGGGGCGGGCGGGCUGGA